Messenger RNA from Acomys russatus (golden spiny mouse), 695 nucleotides. It is a transcript of the gene Cabcoco1, whose product is annotated as ciliary associated calcium binding coiled-coil 1. The coding region runs from base 66 to 695 and encodes 209 amino acids. The record is from RefSeq and is a predicted model, not a curated record. The transcript is spliced from 6 exons. Lineage: Eukaryota; Metazoa; Chordata; Mammalia; Rodentia; Muridae.
UCUGCGCGACACUGGGUCCCACCCCUGUUGCCUAGGUGACGAGGGCUGCUUCCUCUAGAGACAACAUGGCAGGGUCGUCCACCGGAAUAAUCCCAGGGGGAAUGACCCCCGCCGUGACACCAGCAGGCAGCACCGCUAACUCUGAGGAGAAUGAAAAGAUCCUGUCUCCAGAUGUUCUCUCAACUGACCAGAUCAUUGACCUGCUGGAAGAAGAAGACGUGGACGUCGUUCAAGAAAAAAUGGGAGUAUUUCUGAAUUUUAAAAAUCUUCAGACUUGCCUAAGAGACGCCAUCCUCUUAGACUACUAUGUGUCUGGAUUCUUAUGGGCCAAACAGAUGAACUUUUCUAUCAACCAACAUUCAAAAUUUAUGACUUUGUUGGGCAUGUUACUUCAUAAUCUUCAAACACUGCAUAUGUCCUUAGAAGACAGCAUUAAGUGGGUCGGGGACGUGAUGGCAGAAAUUGGACCAAACCAUUCACCGAAGAAUGAGGAGCUGCACACCUUUGAUGUCAAAGACGCUAAUGCAAUCAUCGAUUACUUAAAAAUCAGCAUAUUCCAGCACUACAGGCUGUACGAGUUUAUGUUCUAUUCGACCAGGGAAGAAAUUGUCAUUGGAACCGAGGAUUCUCCCCCCAUCCACUGUGACAUCGUUGUACAAAGGUGGCACCAGGUCCGAGAUCACAUUGCAGUGUGA